Molecule: messenger RNA, 1486 nt
Organism: Nymphaea colorata (pocket water lily)
Lineage: Eukaryota; Viridiplantae; Streptophyta; Magnoliopsida; Nymphaeales; Nymphaeaceae
Product: GDSL esterase/lipase At4g10955-like
Exons: 4
Coding region: 410-1423 (337 amino acids)
Source: RefSeq, a predicted model, not a curated record
UAAAAAAUCUGUGGUUGUUUCUGAUAAUCACCAAAUAUGAGAGAGAGAGAGUUGCAGCCAGCCCAAACACUUUGGAGAGAAAACCAGAGAAAGCUACACAAAUAGAAAAAGAAAGAAGCAGAUAGAAGAUCAGGUGUCCGGAGAGAGAGAGAGAGAAUGCUUGAUGACGCCGUACAGCUAAUUGGAGUUGUUCUCGACUCCCACCACCCACUUUUGUGCCGCCGAUCAUCGUCAUCUUCUCUUCUCUGCUUUUGAAGCAUCAAUCAGUAAUCUGUUACUCGGAUGAAGACAUCGUUACAACCGGAUAAAAGGCAGUGUUGUGCGGUUUUCUGGUGACGCAGGCGGGAGACAGACAGAGGUGAAAGGGUUGCAAAGGGGAGAGAGAGAGAGAAGACGAAAGAAACAAAAGAUGGAUUGGAUCUCCUUGUCAUCAAGUUCUUCCAUUAAAAAUCACAGAUCGCCGAACUGGGCCGACUUCAACCUCUCUGGACCAACACAUUUGACAACCAUCAACUGGUCGGACGAGUACCAGCAAUGUUGUGUCGCGGCCUGCUUAGUGCAAGGCAUCUACAUCCUCCAUCAGAAGAACCCCGGUGGCCGGCAAUGGUGGGAGUCCUUCCACUUCCAAAUCGCUCAAUACCUGAAAGACGACGACAGCUCUUCCAUAGUUGGGGCUAUUUUCCAUUAUACUGGUCCCUACGAUGCGUCUGCGCCGAGCAUAGCCAUCGCCUUCCGGGGAACGGCCACGACCCAAGAUUGGAAAAUGAACUACCGCGCUUCCGUCAAUGAGCUGCACGAAACUAGCAGGUUUCAGCGUGCCAUGGAAGCCGUGGAGCUUGUAGCUUCUCAAGGUGGCGGCGUGGGCAGGAGGAUAUGGCUGUGCGGCCACUCCCUCGGCGCAGCGCUGGCCAUGCUGGUUGGCAAACGGAUGGCGAAAAUGGGAGUCUAUCUCGACACGUUUCUGUUCAAUCCGCCAUUUGUUCUGCGCAGGGGAGGGAGGAUUCUGAGCCGCACUGCCUUUGGUCUCCUUGCCGUGCUUAGUCCGCCUCUGCUGUCGCUGCCCAUGGCCGUGAAGUAUGCAUUAAGGCAGCGUGAGACCUCCAGAGCGAUGCAGUCUAUUGAGGUGCAGCAAUCUUUUGCUAAUCUCUGUUCGUGGGUGCCUCGCCUUUUCGUGAAUCCAGGCGACUUCAUAUGCUCUGAUUACGUCGAACACUUUGAGAAGAGGAAGCAGCAAGACCGGCUGCCGAAGCCCACUGCCGAAGAGCUGGAGCACCCUUUCCUCAUCCCUUCUGCCAAACUGGUGAAGAACCUCUGCCCUCUCACGAAGAAUGGCAUCGACGAAACUCAUGGGCUCAGUCAGUGGUGGAAGGCUGAGCUGAAGCUGCAAAGCAAGGAGUGUAUCUGUGCUCUUCCCAGUCCUUAACAUGGCGUCAUCUUUCAAACAUUUGAAACUUGUUCACCAAAGUUUUACUCUCAUUCUCUCUCU